Messenger RNA from Triticum turgidum subsp. durum (durum wheat), 426 nucleotides. NCBI's taxonomy places the organism in Eukaryota, Viridiplantae, Streptophyta, Magnoliopsida, Poales, Poaceae. The record is from the annotation of a GenBank genome assembly.
AUGGCACCCAAGGCCGAGAAGAAGCCCAAGGUGGAGAAGCGCGUGCCCGGGAAGGAGGGCGAGACUAGCAAGAAGAAGGCCAAGAAGAGCAACGAGACGUACAAGAUCUACAUCUUCAAGGUGCUCAAGCAGAUUGACCCGAACAUGGGUAUCUCCUCCAAAUCAAUGUCCAUCAUCAACUCCAUCAUCAACGACAUCUUCGAGAAGCUCGCCGGAGAGUCGGCAAAGCUCGCACGCUACAACAAGAAGCCCACCAUCACCUCUCGGGAGAUCCAGACUGCCGAUGCUUUAACUCAGGCCGAGCCCCAGGUGGUCGACUUAAAGACCAGGCUUGAGCAACAAGAAGCUGAAACAUGCGAAGCUGACUCCAAGCUUAAGCUUGGUCUAGAGAAGAGCGAGAAGAUCAGAGCUGGGUUUUCCACAUAA